Phaedon cochleariae (mustard beetle) is the source of this 2142-nucleotide messenger RNA. The record is from the annotation of a GenBank genome assembly. NCBI's taxonomy places the organism in Eukaryota, Metazoa, Arthropoda, Insecta, Coleoptera, Chrysomelidae.
AUGCCUGCCGGUAAAGAGGGAGAUGCCACCUCAUCCAAUGCCGCCCAAAGAACGACCUUCAGACCGCCCUGGGUCAAAGAGGGGCCCAACCCCCCUACCGCCCCUACAGCCCCUUGGGGCACGAAUAAACUCAACAGCAGGCGGGACAGCAACUUGUCUGACUCCGGUUCAGAUUACAACCCUCUAGCGGAAGUGCAACUGAGAAAAACGCUAAAAAAAGCACCAUCCCAAGAAAAUGGAGACAAGGAGAAAAAAAAUAAGAUCCUAGCUGGGGUGCAACUGAGAAAAACAAGCAUACAGACGAAAGAACCGCAGGAAAACGGGGCGAAGGAAAGUUUCUUCCAGAAGCCGGCCCUCAAACCGGUCCCCAUACGGGAGAAAACCCCCCCGAAGAAGGACCACAAGAUACACAACCUGCCGACGCUGCAAAAAGUAUCGGAAAGAGUGCUGAAAAGUCCUCCGAGGAAAUCUUCAUACGCCCGAGAUGACACUUUGACAGGAGAAGAAGAAUCAGACGACUACGAUACAGAAGAAGAAGACGAGGACGAUGUAGAAAUAGAUAAGGAGGUUCCAACAAAGAGGAACGCCAUCGUCAGAGAGGCCUCAAUGAGGAGGCUUUCUCAAUCGAACAUACCACCUCCACCGCCUCCACAACCAGGUAUGCCUCCACCUCCACCAAUGAUGCCGGGUGGACAACCAAAGAAACCACUAACCAACAAACAGAAAUCGAGACUCGACAAACUCAAGUCUAGACCGAAGAACAGACCAGAUUGGAGCAACUUGCUCCAAGAAAUCGAAUCGAAAAAGCAAUUGAAACACGUGGUUUGCAACGACAGAUCACAACCACUUUUGCCAGAGGCCAAAGCUCCAGACGAACACUUUUUGUACAAAAGCGAAGAACCGAAUGUCCACAAUGUUCUGCUCAAACAGAUUGAAGGUGGCAUCAAACUGAAGAAAGUGAAGACGAACGACAGAAGCAAGCCGAUGCUCGACGGAUUGAGAAAAUUCAGGAGACAAAUGACCAUCGAGGAGCAAAUCCAGAAGUCGAUUUCCAUGGCCAGUAUAGCACCGAACUUGAUUCAACAGGAAGAAGCAGCAGAAGAAAUCGACGAAAUGGACGACAUAGACAAGGUCAGAGACGAUCUACAGAGUACUAAGCAGAUGUUGGCACUCGAAAUGAGAAACAAGGAGGCACAAGAAAGGGAAAACAAAAGACUGCUUGCCAGAAUACAGAAUCUAGAAGCCGAACUGGAAAAAGAAAGAAGUAAAGUGAAAGAAGGCGGAUCGCCAAACUCAAACAACGCUGCUGACGAUAAGGUGACGGAGUCGCUUAGAAAAGAAGCUAAUGAAGCUAGAAAAACGUCUCAAGAACUGGAAAAGAAAUAUACUCAAGCUGCAGAAGAACUAGACUCGACAAAAGCUCAGAUGGAAGACCUUAGAAGGCAAAAUCAGAUGCUGGAAAAAAAACUACAAGAAGCUUCUCUUGGUAAAAGGGUUUCCAUAUCAGAUGGUAAACAUAACGCCCAAGGUAAUGGGAGCGAUGAAGAUUUCGAUGACGAACCGGAGCCUGAGAGCGAUGGAGAAGACACAGAAGAGAAGAGAGAAAAAAGGGCACAGAAAGAACUGAAGCUUCUGGUGAAGAAGCUGCAAAGCUUCAAAACUAAAGAAGACAAUGCGAAAAAAGAGAGAAUGGCGCUCAGAGACAUCAUCAAGAAGCAUCAGGCAGCAAUCAAAGAGGAGAAAAAGAAGUUCAAACAACUGAAGAAAGAGGUUGACAAGAUGGCGAAUCUGAUGAAGGACGCCGACGAGGAGUCAGAAGAAGAGGAAGAGGAGGAAAAAGAAGUGGAAGAGGAAGAAUCCGAGGAGGAAGAAGAAUCUACAGAAGAAGAAUCAGAAAGUGAAACGGACGAAAGCGAUUCUGAGAAGAGCCAGAGUGAAGAUGAAGAUGCCCCUAUCGAGAAGAAGAAAACGAAUUUGUCCACUAGGGCCAAAAGGCACGAAAAUAUACUGAAUGCUCUGAAAAAGGGUAAUUUCUUGUUGAAAACGAAUGCUGAGCGACUACAGGACGAACUCAAUAAACAAAAAGAUAUGACAUUAGCUUUACAGGAAGAUCUUGAUUCUGUUUUGUCUGAGUUGGGCUAA